AUGGAUAUUUUCAUUGCUUUACUCUUUGUCUUAGGUGUGAUGUACCCAGCACCUACCGUCGUGACGGCAAAUGAUCUUCCAAUGCUGGUGCGAUUGAUUCGGCAGCAAAACAAGUUGCCAGUGGAGAAAAUUGAGUCCCAACAAUCACAAUCUCAAGAUUCAGAUGAUGGUCAAUCAGUUCAAGAAAUGGUCCAAAACGUGCAAUUUACACACCAAGUUCCUAUUGUAACCACCACUGCAAAAUCAACGAAACCGCCGGUACCUCAAACCCAACACCCUGAUCAAACUACCAAACCACCGCCACCGCCACAAACUGGUUCCAAUAGCACCAAACCCUUGUUGCCAAAUGUGACCAACCCCAACAAUAACAUGUCCAGCACACUACCUCCAGCUGCACCGGGCCAGCAGAACCCAACAACGCCGACCGUUCCGAACCAAAUAGUGCUAAACGUGAACGUACUAAUUCACUCUGGUGCAGAAAAACAUUCCGCUGCACGAAGCACGCACUGUAAUCAUCAGACGGAAACAUCACACCAUAAGUGUCAGAACUCCAAAGCACAGCACGAGCAAGGUACGAACAAACUUAAAAAACCAACCAUCAAACCCAGGAAUAUCCUCAGACAAAACCUCAGACCGUACAAAAUAGAAGUUCCAGUGAAGAUGACGGCACCAUUCGAAUUGCAGUUGGGAAAUGACCAAUAUUACGGCACAAAGACACAAGUCGCUAGGGAAAAUGAUUGUCUGCUUUGUUGA
This is a messenger RNA of Anopheles marshallii, 753 nucleotides long. RefSeq lists its product as uncharacterized. The coding region runs from base 1 to 753 and encodes 250 amino acids. Lineage: Eukaryota; Metazoa; Arthropoda; Insecta; Diptera; Culicidae. The transcript has 2 exons. The record is from RefSeq and is a predicted model, not a curated record.